This is a messenger RNA of Funneliformis geosporum, 147 nucleotides long. NCBI's taxonomy places the organism in Eukaryota, Fungi, Glomeromycota, Glomeromycetes, Glomerales, Glomeraceae. The record is from the annotation of a GenBank genome assembly.
AUGCAAAAACGAGUUAAGGAAACCAAAUUGGUUCACCUUAAUUAUCCUUCUGCUUCUCCCACCAAAGAAAAAGAGGAAUUUAUUGUCUCUCGCGGAAUGAAAUCGAAUCCGGAAGUUAGUUUACCAACAAGCGAAUUAUACUUGUGA